Molecule: messenger RNA, 1010 nt
Organism: Micromonas pusilla CCMP1545
Lineage: Eukaryota; Viridiplantae; Chlorophyta; Mamiellophyceae; Mamiellales; Mamiellaceae
Product: selenoprotein
Exons: 1
Source: RefSeq, a predicted model, not a curated record
AUGCGCGUCGCCGCGACGGCACCGGUCGCGUCGCCGCCUCGGGUCCGUCCGAGCGCGGCGGCGGCGACGGCGCGCGCGCGAGCCGCCGUGCCCGUCGCGCGGCGACGCGGAGGCGGAAGACGCGACGACGCUGAUGACGUCGUCGUCGCUCGCGCGUCGAAGAAGAGGGACGAGCGCCAGAGCAUCUUCGACUGGGACGAGAUGCGCUCGGUGCCGGUGGAGCCGAAGAACGCGGACGACGACGACGACGAGGAGGAAGAAGUCUACGAGGAGUACGUCGGCGACGACGCGCUCGCGACGUCGUUCAAGACGAUGUACCAGGCUGGCGGCGGGAAGCGCGUCUACGCGGGAGUCUUCAAGAGAGACGUCGACGCGAAGGAUCUGCCGUCGGAAGAAGACGCCGCCGCGAGGCGCGAGGACGCGGCGACGAACCUCACGAACAUCGACAUGGACGAGCGCGAGCGACGGAGUAAGAUCGGCGUGUUCUUCAUCGCGGUGUGCAUGGCGCUGAUGACGUAUCAAAUCCCCAGAGGGGCGCCGUGGAACGAGCGCGCGAUCCUCGCGCUGCCGCUGUUCUUCGCGAUCGGUUUCUUCGGCAGCGGCUCCACGGGUCUGUGAAACAUCGCGCAAGCCGGGGUCUGGGACGUGGACGGGACCGGCUUGCAGACGAUAGAGGAUAAAUCGAUCGCGCAGAGGAUCAGGGAUGAGGUGAACGACUUCAACAGGAACACCGCGAUCAUCGUGUUCGCGGCGACGGCGUAUUACAUGGUCCUUCCGCUCGGGAAGAACCCGCCGCUCGGAUAAAAAGCCGCGGCGUGAUUAGCGCGCCGAAAUUGAUCGAUCCCUUCUUCUUCGCGUCGAACGCGGACGCGCGCGAGCGCGCGCGAUGUGACCGACCCGCCCCCAGUCGUGCACGCGCACGACGGGCGAGGAUCGAGAUGACGCGACGCGCCCGCGCGACGUCGCGCGUUCGACGAACGACCGAAUGUAAUACUACUACGCCGCGUACG